Fusarium odoratissimum NRRL 54006 is the source of this 168-nucleotide messenger RNA. RefSeq lists its product as uncharacterized. Lineage: Eukaryota; Fungi; Ascomycota; Sordariomycetes; Hypocreales; Nectriaceae. The record is from RefSeq and is a predicted model, not a curated record. The transcript has 3 exons. Bases 1 to 168 code for a protein of 55 amino acids.
AUGACAUUUGACUUCCUAGUUCGGCUGAAGUCUGCCUGGGUCGAAAUGAUCGAAUUCGUACGCGCCUCGAAGACCGGUUGCGGCAUGUCCUAUCGAAGGAUCUUUCAAGCCCUCAGUCAGGACCGCUCUGAGUACGCUAUCCGCUAUGCCUCAACCGCAUUGGCUUGA